Ceratotherium simum simum (southern white rhinoceros) is the source of this 3328-nucleotide messenger RNA. It is a transcript of the gene C13H6orf62, whose product is annotated as chromosome 13 C6orf62 homolog. The record is from RefSeq and is a predicted model, not a curated record. Lineage: Eukaryota; Metazoa; Chordata; Mammalia; Perissodactyla; Rhinocerotidae.
AUACUUUGAAAAGUAAUAUUAACACAACUGUUUUCUUUUUUCCCGCUGAUCCUUCCCAUUUACCCUUCCCGCCUACUCUACCCGGGCGGGAGUUCUUUCCACGAUGAAAUGAGUGAGAACCUGAGUGAUCCUGUGUCUCCCGUGGUGCGAGUGAGUCGCUGCCGCUGAAGGCAAGGGGUGGGGGUGGGACGUGGGGGGUGGAAGGCAGGUGGUCCCCGGGCACUGCCUGGGAUUUGGGAGAAGAACCCGCCACCUUUGCCUCAGCAAUGCUUGUAAGAAAAUAAGUUGCUCUCCCCACGAUCUUGAACGGGAGUAGAUUCAUAGGGAAGGCUCCCUUGGGGAAUGUAGAACUCAUUGCAUGCAGCUGAGGGUGUUGGGAUCCCGGGCAUUAAUCAGGUCUAACCACAGAGCCGAAAUAAUUAUAUCGUAUUAUAUACCCCCUUUCCCUCUGCCAUCAUGAUUUUCCUUGGCAGCAGCAUUAGCAGCCGCCUGAGGGUGAAAACGUGGGUAAUGGGGAAGUUGGUAAUGACUCCGCUAUUUUUUCUCAUGGCUCCUUUGGGCAACAGCUGUCCGCCCCCGGUAUACACUGUAGUUGAUUGCAGGGAAACCCUGUACCUCUCCCCGUCCUUCUCUACCGAUUUUGCACUUUUCUCUUUGCUCACCACCAAGUGUAAUCAAUAACAAGCACUGACAAUACAUAGCAAUAGUGAAAUCUGAAAUAACUAAGAAGUAAUUAGGUACUACAGCCAUGGGUCUGGCUGGGUAAAAUCCAAUUGGAUAUUUCAGUUUCAUUCACCUACCCUGAUUUGGUGUUUUUGGGGUUUUUGUUUGGUGGUUUCCUUUUUUUUUUCUUUCUUUCUUUCCUUUUUGGUAUUUGGAAAGCGAGGAUCACACUUCCCCCUCCCCGUUCCUUUUCAUAGUCCCUUUUCUAAAAAAGAGGGGGAAAAAAAUCCGAAUGGAUUCUAAAGAUUGAACUGGCAUCAGCUGUGUUUUAUUGCACACCUAAAUCCUGAUAAUAGGCUUUUCAUCCCCCCAACCUUUAUUUUGGCAAUUAAGCCAAAUGUGUUUUCCAAAAAGUUAGUUCAGGUAUUUUCUCCUCUUUCUUUCUUUCCUUCCCUUCCUUUUUCCCAUCCAUCCCAAACGUUAUUGUCUAAACAUGACUGGACAGCAGCUUUUGUUUCUUGACCCUGUAAUAUGACAGUCUGCUAAUAUUGCCAGAAGGUGCAGUUUUUGGGUUACAGUCGUGAUUUUAGCUAUUCAAUCAUAUUAGCAGGAAAAAAAUGACUUGUUUCUGUUGUACUUGAGUCUUAAGAAAAAGUGCCCAUAGUUUAGUGACAAUUUCCAAAGGCUUUAGUACCACCUGUAUUUCAAAAUGGGGGACCCAAACUCCCGGAAGAAACAAGCUCUGAACAGACUACGUGCUCAGCUUAGAAAGAAAAAAGAAUCUCUAGCUGACCAGUUUGACUUCAAGAUGUAUAUUGCCUUUGUGUUCAAGGAGAAGAAGAAAAAAUCAGCACUUUUUGAAGUGUCUGAGGUUAUACCAGUCAUGACAAAUAAUUAUGAAGAAAAUAUCCUGAAAGGUGUGAGAGAUUCCAGCUAUUCCUUGGAAAGUUCCAUAGAGCUUUUACAGAAGGAUGUGGUACAGCUCCAUGCUCCUCGAUACCAGUCUAUGAGAAGAGAUGUGAUUGGCUGUACUCAGGAGAUGGAUUUCAUUCUUUGGCCUCGGAAUGAUAUUGAAAAAAUUGUCUGUCUCCUAUUUUCUAGGUGGAAGGAAUCUGAUGAGCCUUUUAGGCCUGUUCAGGCCAAAUUUGAGUUUCAUCACGGUGACUAUGAAAAACAGUUUCUGCAUGUACUGAGCCGCAAGGACAAGACUGGAAUUGUUGUCAACAAUCCUAACCAGUCAGUGUUUCUCUUCAUUGACAGACAGCACUUGCAGACUCCAAAAAACAAAGCUACAAUCUUCAAGUUAUGCAGCAUCUGCCUCUACCUGCCACAGGAACAGCUUACCCACUGGGCAGUUGGCACCAUAGAGGAUCACCUCCAUCCUUAUAUGCCAGAAUAGAGUACUGACCAGCAAAAUGGAGAAGAUCAGAGAGUGCAGCAGCAGUUUUUUCUUGUUUUCUUACCACUUUAUUCUUUCAGAGUUUAAAGAAAAUGGACUCAUGCACAGAACACUAUGCAUUUUGAAACUUAUUCAUCCUGGAUUUUUUUUUUAAUCAUUUGUAUCUCAGAACUUUAAAAAAAUUAGAUGUCUUCUGCACGGACUGUGUGAAAGAAGAUGCUUUGCAUAUUUGCUGCACUGCAUCAGCAUCUUACUAAAAAUGUGAAAUGAAAGGACUCUUGUACACUGAAAUGCUUAAAUGUAUCUGAAAGCACAAGGUGAUACUCAUUUUUGAUGGUCUUUCCAUUUGUGCUGGUUUUUGCCUCUUUGACAUCUGUCAUCAGUAUUUAGAGGGUGAGAAGUGAAUGUAACAGGUAUAAAUAACAUUUUAAAAAACUAAAUAGCUUUGCUGUAAUCACCGUUGUUCCAGAGCACUAUCAGAUUCAUUUUAACGACCAGAAGUGGUUGUUAAAAAAGAAAGAAAAUACAACCGUGGGAAAGAAAUCUUAAGUGAAAAAAGCAUCUCAUUGUAGGCAUUCUUGCCUCAUAUUUUACUGGGCCAUGUUUGUUUCCUGGUACUCAUAAAUAUAUGUAUUUUAUUUCCAGAUCUCUUUCCCCAAGUUGCUGUUAUAAAAGAGUAUUCUGCUGAGUGUGGGUAUAAUUUUACACAUUAAAGCAGAUCUGAGUCUGAAGUAGCUAAAGCAGCUAUCAAACAGAGAAAUACAUUCAUAGCUGCAGAAACCAUGAUAGGUAGAGGACUUUCCUUUUUGGUUUCUGUUUUGUUUUUUGGGUUUUAAAGAGAUUUUUAUUACAAAGAAAAUAAUUCCAGUGAAUUGUGCAGAAUUAAUGGUUUUUGUACCAUUCUAAAGAAGGUUUUUUUGGAGUAGAAAAAGUUAUUAAAGUUGGGAUCUUAAAUUGUAAAAACAAAAAAAGACAAAACCAUUGAGUGUCAAAGUUCUAAAAGCAGAACUCAUUUUGUGCAAUGAACAUAAGGAAAGACUACUGUAUAGUAUUUUUUUUUUUUUUUUUUUUUUUAAGUGAAGAAAAGCUUUGCUUAAGGGUUUGCGUACUUUUAUUGGGGUAAAUUUGAUUGAUCCUACUCCUUUGGAGUAAAACUUAGUACUUACCAGUUUCCAAUUGUAUUUAGCUUCUGGUUGGAAUUUGAAAAAAUGAAAACCUAAAUAAAAUAGGUGAAAGUUCCCUGACUAUUCAGGUGAAUACACAAAA